Molecule: messenger RNA, 234 nt
Organism: Parastagonospora nodorum SN15
Lineage: Eukaryota; Fungi; Ascomycota; Dothideomycetes; Pleosporales; Phaeosphaeriaceae
Exons: 1
Coding region: 1-234 (77 amino acids)
Source: RefSeq, a predicted model, not a curated record
AUGACCUCAAUCGACACCCUCCUCGCCCUCUCCACCGAACUCGCCAAGCUCGGCACCGAGCUCUCAGAAGUCGGCGGCAAGCUGACACAAGCGGCCGCGACGCUGCAGCAAGAAGCUGCCAAUAUCGCAGAGGAGAUGUCGAGGCAAUGGGGCGUCGAUGUUAGUGUGAAUGUGGGGGUGAGGCCGGGGAGGUAUGGGGGUAAUGGGGCGAGUGAGGUUGUUGUUAAGAAAUAG